Clupea harengus (Atlantic herring) is the source of this 2714-nucleotide messenger RNA. RefSeq names its product zinc finger protein 2 homolog. Gene Ontology annotation, biological process: regulation of transcription by RNA polymerase II. Gene Ontology annotation, molecular function: DNA-binding transcription repressor activity, RNA polymerase II-specific; RNA polymerase II cis-regulatory region sequence-specific DNA binding. Bases 189 to 2357 code for a protein of 722 amino acids. Gene Ontology annotation, cellular component: nucleoplasm. The record is from RefSeq and is a predicted model, not a curated record. The transcript is spliced from 9 exons. Lineage: Eukaryota; Metazoa; Chordata; Actinopteri; Clupeiformes; Clupeidae.
CAUUAAAAACUACAAAUCCCUCUUGGGUAUAGAAAUCUACGUCAUGACAUCAUUCAAGACGUCCACAGCAAUCACGGAAUGGACAGAAUGCGCAGGAAAUCAAUUUCAAGAUAGCAAUGGUGGAAAGGGACAAAAUACUCUCUAUGUCCAAUCUGUACACCGUAAACUAUUGUAGACACUAAUGAUACAUGAAUUACCGUGUUCCCACUAUAAUGGAAACAUGCAUCGAAGAUUCGUCAAAUAUAUUCCUCCCUCUCUCUUCACUGCGUCUCCUGAUCCCGCCACUGCGGCUCGUCUCUGCUGCUAUGUGGCAGGUGGCACAGAGGAGAGACAUCAUGGAUUAUGGAAAGCUGGAGGAAUUUGUCAGUUUGGUGACAGAUACAGUCCCGGAUCUUAUCACGUGCAAACAGAGAGCCCAACUGCUACUUGGUCUACGAGCAAGGUUGAUCCUUGAGUUGUGCCGUUGUGAUUCUGCUGCUAAUUCAGAGGCAAUCCAGCCCUUGUUGGAUCGCAUUAGACCUUCAGGGCGUGCAGGGAGUGGAGAUGCUCAGGUGGAUGCAGAAGAGACCAUCUUCCUGGAGUUGGUUCAGACCCUGCUGAAAGACACAGCUGAGAGGGAGCACUUCUUUCAGGAGGUGUUCCCAGUGGAUUAUGGCAAUAAAUAUGACACAGACCUGCAGCUGCUGGUGUGGGAGUUCCUCUCCAGAUUAGAGAAGCUGCUACCAGUGCCUGAUCUUGGACAGACGGUCUCUUGGCUUAGCUCUGCCCCCUCUGUGUUGGAUGAGUGUGUAGAGUCCCUCUCUCAGCCAGAUGACUUGAAAACUCUCCUCCAGCAUCACCAAAGCCUUGAGAACGUUGGGGCACAAGGUUGCACUGUGGAGAUGUCCUCUCAGGUCUUUGCCUGCUCGCAGUGCCCUUUCUUUCACAUGCAGGAGUCCUUCCUACUUCAGCACAUUGAGAAAAGUCACCCGGAGGAAUAUACCAAGCUGCAAAAGGCUGCUGAAAGACCCUCACCAAGGAAGACUUUCCAACGGGUCGAGUUCCCCCAGCCGUUUCCCAUCCACGCUGAAACAGAAGUGGCACCCACCGGGGUCCACUCGUGCCCCCAAUGUGGGAAAAGCUUCACGCGAUCUUCCGAUGUAACACGUCACCAACGCAUUCACACUGGCGAGCGGCCCUACACCUGCCAGGAGUGCAACAAGGGCUUCAAGAACUCCUGGGACUUGACGCGGCACCAGCGCAUUCACACCGGAGAACGACCCUACAUGUGCCCGCAGUGCGGCAAGGGCUUCACCCAGUUUGGCCUGCUCAAGCUACACUAUGAGAGAACGCCAUGUGGCAUGAGCUCCGGAGAGCCACUGGAACCCAGAGAACUGGAUGCAACAGGGCAAGCCAACCCCAAGGGCAAGUACAAGUGCCAGAAGUGCGGUGUGAGUUUUGACACUAUCCUGGAACGGCUACAGCACCGGCAGACCCACGUGGUUAGGCGACAGUAUAAGUGCAUGCAGUGCGACAAGUCCUACAGCCGCCCUUCAGACAUGCGGCGGCACCAGAUGAAGCACACCGGGGAAAGACCCUUCCCGUGCGAAGAGUGCGGCAAGUGCUUCACUCACUGGUGGCUGCUGAAGAAGCAUCAGCAGAUUCAUAGCCGCGAACGGCCGUACCCCUGCCCAGUGUGUGGCAAGGCCUUCUCCCAGCCACAGAUCCUCAGCCGCCACCAGCUGACCCACAAUGGCACGCGGCCCUUCCCGUGCUCCUACUGCGACAAGAGCUUCACACAGCUGGCGGGGCUGACACGCCACCUGCGCAUCCACUCAGGCGAGCGACCCUUCCCUUGCGCCGUGUGUGGCAAGAGCUUCCUGACGCAUGGUGAGCUGACACGUCACCACCGCAGCCACACAGACGAGAGACCCUACCCAUGCCCGCAUUGCCCCAAAAGCUUCAAGACGAAGCGAGCCCAGGCCGAGCACCUCAACACCCACACGGGGGAGAGGCCCUUCUCCUGUGCCCACUGCGGCAAGACUUUCGCAAAGUCCACAUCACUGGUGCGCCACAACCUCAUGCAUACAGGGGAGAGGCCGCACCCCUGCCCUGAGUGCGAGAAGACCUUCCUGACGUCCGGGGAGCUGCUCCUGCACCGGCGCAUACACACGGGCGAACGCCCUUAUCCCUGCACGCUGUGCGAGCGCAGAUUCCGCUGCUCCUCGGACCUCACCAUGCACCUGCGGACUCACACUGGCGAGCGGCCAUACAGCUGCGGGGAGUGCAAGAAAUGCUUCUCCACCUCCACACGACUCAAGAGACACAUGUUUACGCAUGUUGGAAAGAACAAAACACGUAAAGAGGACACUGGUUGAGGAGACUGCGGGUGCUACUGCAGAAGCAACGGGGGCGACCAGCACGACCUCCACGACUCCCCCUAUGCCUGAGGGAACAUCCUCUCAACAAUCGACCUUUCCUACACAGUUUUUAGAGGUAGUUAUGCAUGUCAAUUCCUGAACAUUGACUAAGGCCACAGGUUUAGUCAAUUUGGUUGCAACAAGAUUUUCUAUAUUGGGACGAUGGGCAAAACAUGAAUGGCUGCUAGUUCUAAUGACCUGUAAUCCUUUGAAUGUCUGACACAGGAGGAGACAGAGGCAGAAGAGGAAGUGGAACUCAAGAAGAACACAGCAUUGAGGGAGAUGAUUCGAAAAGGCCUGAAGAUUAUGAUGGAA